Messenger RNA from Juglans regia (Persian walnut), 955 nucleotides. Its product is annotated as arabinogalactan protein 41-like. The coding region runs from base 432 to 650 and encodes 72 amino acids. The transcript is spliced from 2 exons. The record is from RefSeq and is a predicted model, not a curated record. Lineage: Eukaryota; Viridiplantae; Streptophyta; Magnoliopsida; Fagales; Juglandaceae.
UUGAUGUAUUGGUUGAAGAGGUUGUAUGAUAUUGAUCCGCUCCGUAACAUGCGCCUCUACUCUCCCUCUGGGCCCCACAUUCCACCUCCACGAUUCCUUCCUUUUUCCCGUUUACCGGUUUUACCGGUAUUCUCUCUUCUCACCACCACCACCACCCACGAUUAAUUCCCUAUAAAACCACCCCUCCGUCCCCUACGUGCACCCAACACGAACGCCACCGGUCGCUCGCUCGGCUUCGAAACAGAGAAACCCAUCCCGAGGAACCUCAGCAUUUUCGUUUUCUCUCUCUCUGCUCGGCUCGCUACGGCGGGCUAAGUUUGUCAUUUUGAGAGGCUCUGCAGAGAGAGAGAGACCGAGCUUUUUGCUUUGUUUCUUUCAGUUUACUUCGAGUUUUCAGGAAGCUCAAGAUUGACAUAAGAGAAAAAAGAGAAAUGGCCGUUUCUAGGAUUUCUUCCGGAGUUGUGGCUGUUGUCGCCGUCUUUUUUGCCGUUAUAGUCUUACCUGCCGUUCAGGCUCAGUCCCUCGCUCCCGCUCCUGCCCCUACCAGUGACGGGACAUCCAUUGACCAAGGCAUUGCCUAUGUGCUGAUGUUGGUGGCGUUGGCGCUCACGUACCUGAUCCACGCUGCGGACCUGUUCUACAGCUUCUAAACUCGACACCAAUGGCAAUGGUAUUAUGAGGAAUUUAGAUAUGGAAGGAGUUUUCAGAGUAGGGCUUUCAAUGUGUGCGCGUGUGGAUGUGUUCUACCCUUUUCACUUGAUGGGUCUGGGUGUGUAUGUAGCGUUCUGACUUUUGACAAUUGGUGUUGGGAUCUUUGGCUCUUUCCGAAUUCAAAAAUUUAGUGGAACGAUCAAGAAUCACGUAAAAGUGAUUGAAUGUAGUAGAACUCUACUUGACGCCUGUCUCAUUCGUUCUCUUCCAUUUCUAAUAUGUGGAUUUUCAUGUUGUCACUGCG